Molecule: messenger RNA, 2782 nt
Organism: Vollenhovia emeryi
Lineage: Eukaryota; Metazoa; Arthropoda; Insecta; Hymenoptera; Formicidae
Gene: Sec63
Product: translocation protein SEC63 homolog
Exons: 12
Coding region: 293-2572 (759 amino acids)
Biological process (GO): post-translational protein targeting to endoplasmic reticulum membrane; SRP-dependent cotranslational protein targeting to membrane
Cellular component (GO): Sec62/Sec63 complex
Molecular function (GO): transmembrane protein transporter activity; RNA binding
Source: RefSeq, a predicted model, not a curated record
GAGUGUCGGGACGACGAGUGACGGAAGUCACACGGGUACGGCACGGCACGGCACGGUAGCCGGCUGACGCGCCGUGGGGCGCCGUGGAGCGUCGAGUCGUGGAGCACUGGAGUGCGGCUGAGGCGCGCGCGGUGCUGAGUUGGCAGUCUUGACAGGGCAGUCCCGCUAACUGUUGAUUUGCAUGUCGUACGGCACGUCCGUGAGUCCCGCAGCCCGCGCGAGCCCGGAUAAUGUUACGAAUGAAUGUACUUAUACGGUCUACUUAAAACAACGCCGCAGUACUUAAUGAGCGAUGAGUGGACAGAAGUUUCAGUAUGACGAGAGCGGAGGGACCUUCUUUUACUUUCUGCUCUCGUUCUUGGCGCUACUGCUGGUACCCGGGACUUACUACCUCUGGCCACGUUGCCCGAAGCAAGAUCCUGACCAGUUAACCAAAGAGUGCCAAUGCGAUGGGUGCAAAAAGAAAAAGAUUAUUCUUCAGGCGAACAAGCCUUGGAAGGAAACCAAGGCUUUAUUUGUGAAAUUUCUAAUCAUUAUGGGAUGGGUUAUCUUGAUAUUCCUAGCUUACAAGGUGUCCCAAUUUGAUUAUGAAAUGGCAAACUUCGAUCCGUACGAAAUACUAAGUAUACCACCUGGUUCUUCCCAAGGUGAGAUUAAAAAAGCUUACCGUAAGCUCUCCUUGAUUCUCCAUCCCGAUAAGGAGACGGGAAAUGAGAAAGCUUUUAUGAAAUUAACUAAAGCUUACCAAGCUUUAACGGACGACGAAGCGCGAAAAAACUGGGAAAAAUACGGAAAUCCGGAUGGUCCAGGGGCAAUGAGCUUUGGUAUAGCUUUGCCUUCCUGGAUCGUUGAGAAAGAAAAUUCAGUAUGGGUUUUAGGACUGUACGGAUUAGUGUUCAUGGUUGCUUUACCGACGGUUGUAGGAAUGUGGUGGUACAAGAGUAUUCGCUACACUGGUGAUCAAGUUCUCCUGACAACGACCGAGAUGUACUACUUUUUCUUCGUUAAAACGCCGUCUAUGUCGUUGAAGAGAGUCAUCAUGAUACUCGCUGCUUCCUUCGAAUUCUUCAAGAAACGUAACGCAGAGAUAGUCGAGAGACAUUCUGAUAGCGAAGAAGUUCCUUCGCUUAUCAAACAACUACCUAACUUGGGAGAGAAAAACAAGGAGGUGCCGUUAUGCCACUUGUAUUCAAUUAAAGCUAGAGCACUACUGCAUGCGCAUUUAUCUCGUAUACCACUCAAUCCUGAGACAUUGGACAGAGAUAGACAGUAUAUAGUAAAGAAAUGUCCAUAUUUGAUUCAAGAAAUGGUUGCUUGUGUUCAUCAAGUUAUACUUUUAGCUUACGCCAGAAGAGUACCGCGAGUACCAACCAUAAUGACUAUAGAGAACUGUAUGAAAUUGUGUCCAAUGAUCGUUCAAGGAUUCUGGGAGUUUAAAAAUCCUCUCCUUCAAUUGCCACACAUAACGGAGGACAAUUUAAAAUACUUCCACGCGAAGAAGCGUCAAAUCAAAAGUCUUCAACAAUUUGCACAAUUAAAGGGAGAGGAGCGAAGACUGAUACUUAGAAAUCUGUCAGACAGUCAGUACGAAGACGUUAUGAAGGUUCUUGGAAAUAUGCCGUACAUUGAUUUCAAAGUACGAUCCGAAGUAAUCGAUGAUGAGAAUCCUACCGUAUAUACUGCUGGUGCUAUUGUAACGGUAACGGUAUCGCUCACGCGAAAAAAUAUGAAGCAUCUCUUUGGAGAUGAUUCUAUUAACGAACAAACGAUGAUCGAUGAUAACAAAACCGGCGGUGAGAUUGAAGAAGCCUCAGAGGAACAAAAUCAAUCGGCGAAAACCGCAAAGCCGGCAUGGCUCAAGCAAAAGAAGGGCCAAAAGAAGUCGCAUAAAAAGGGUACUAACAAAAAGUUAGCGCCAGCUAAAAAUACGCAGGCACAGUCUCAAGUUGUGGCUAACAAUACUCAGCACAGCAAUACCCCUAAUGCGAGAAAGAAGGACGAUAAGAUGGAGAAAGAGUCUUCCAAGGAGAAAUUAUCGGACGUCAGUGACAGUGAAGCCGAGAGCGAUCGAAGCGACGACGAGGACAGUCACGACAAAAAGGACGCGUCUCUCGAUGACGACGAUACCGAGUGGGAAAAAUUCCAACAGAGAAUUUCCAAGCGGGAGAGAGUGCUAGAGGGAAGGAGUAAUUUGUCACAUGAAGUGCACAGUCCGCUCUUUCCCGAUGUUAAGCAAGAGUAUUGGUGGGUCUAUAUCUGUGAUCGCAAAAGUCAAACGCUGUUAACAACCCCUAUACACGUCACAUCCUUAGCACAAUUUGAGGAGAUUCAAUUAAGAUUCACGGCACCACGCUGGCCAGGCCUUUAUACAUUCACCGUGUGUCUACGUAGCGAUUCGUAUCUGGGCUUUGAUCAAGCUCAAGACAUUAAAUUGGACGUGAAGGAGGCGCCAGAAGUACCGACUGAACAUCCGCAAUGGGACAUCUCGGACGAAGAAACUGCGGAAGAUGUGGAUGCAGCUGACGAACAUUCCGAAUUCACAACCGACGAGGACAUUAGUGACAAUGAAUAAUAUCUGUUUCUCACACGUGAUCGGAAUAGAUAUUCUAAAAGUCCGCAUUUUCCUCUUUUUUUACUUCUCAAGUUAAUGUACAAUGGACUUUUAUACGUGGAAUUGCAUAAUCGUUGAUGUAUGUGGACAAUCUAGGAAAAUAGUCUGGUGUGUAAGAUUUGUCAGUGUGGAGAAAGUAAUAGUGAAUAAAGAACAUAAUAUUUAUUUUAA